Messenger RNA from Manduca sexta (tobacco hornworm), 2572 nucleotides. RefSeq names its product B-cell receptor-associated protein 31. Gene Ontology annotation, biological process: endoplasmic reticulum to Golgi vesicle-mediated transport; intracellular protein transport. NCBI's taxonomy places the organism in Eukaryota, Metazoa, Arthropoda, Insecta, Lepidoptera, Sphingidae. Gene Ontology annotation, cellular component: endoplasmic reticulum; endoplasmic reticulum membrane. The transcript has a single exon. The coding region runs from base 207 to 839 and encodes 210 amino acids. The record is from RefSeq and is a predicted model, not a curated record.
UUCCACCGUAAUUUUUGAGUCAACUAUAGAGAAAUGUCAAUAUUUUAUUUUUAUCUCGCACUUUUCGCAAACGAAACUUAAAAUCUCAGAUAAUUCGCUUAUCGUGUGUGGUUUAAACAAAUAAUAUUAAUGUGUUUAACUGGGGAACAUAACAAGUAAUAUCUAAAUAUUUAAUUCAUUCUUGUAUUUGCUGCACGUAAGUGAAAAUGUCUAUUCAAUGGACAUUUGUUGCGGGAUACCUGUAUUUCGAAAUAGCGCUGGUGGCUCUCAUGAUAUUGCCCAUAAUCAGCCCGAGGUGGUGGCACCAGUUCUUUAGAUCUCGUUUGUUCGCAAUAUUCAAGUCGAACGCCGUGUUUUACUUCUGUUUUUUUCUUGCGUUCCUCGGCAUGUUGUUGAUCGACGCUAUAAGAGAGAUGAGGAAGUACUCGCACUCCACAGAUAGCGGUCAGAACCUCGCCAACGAGUUGAAAAAUAACGUUAAACUAUUCAGAGCACAGAGAAACUUUUACAUCACAGGUUUCGCGAUUUUUCUCACAUUCGUCAUACGCCGAUUGGUGACCAUGUUGAUCAUACAAGACGAGCUGAGUAUCAAAGCGGAGAAUAUAAUAAAGCAAGCUGAGGCCACUGUGAAGGAAGCUAAAUCAACAAUUCUAGCCAACACAUUGCAAGGUAACAACCAGACUAAAGAGCAUGACCUGCUAAAAGCACGGCUAGAAGUGACGAAGAAUGAUCUGCAAGCGGAACAAGAAAAGACUCAACAACUGCAAGAGGAAGUUGACAAAUGGAGGGCAAAGUAUUUGGAAAUCACAAAUGGAAAUGAGAGUAGCGAUUAUGAAUAAACUAUUGAUAAAUCUUGAGCCAAAAUCUACAAUAUCUAAAGAUAGCUUAUUAAAUCAUAAUAAUGUAUUCAAACAUUGUGUAAACACUUAAAUACUGCUCUGAUGUAUUAUAAAUAAUAUUUACUUACCUAUAUGACAUUAUGUAUACUUUGCAUUGAAACUAUGUUCAUGUUCUCAAAAUAUGCAUUAUUGUUUAAAUAUUAAGCCAUAAACUUUUCUUCUAAGUGUAGAUUUUGUAUAACAGAUAUCACAUACAACUUAUAAAAGUUGCAUUAUAGAUAUUUUAUAAACAGCUUGUAAAUACUAAAUAUACCAUAGAACAAAAAAAAAUUAGAAAGGCCUCUAACAUUGUACCCCAUUGUCAAAUUUUCAAAUAUGUAUGUGUCUACUGUGAUUUCCUGUGAAUUGGUGCUUGAUUAGGUGUAUUUAUCAAAAUUGUAUAUUUGAAAUGUUUUUCUAGUCUCCGAUGGACAAGUAUAAGGAUAGUCGCUAAAAGUUAAGGCUGUGCCUAGAAACAUUUUUUUAAUCUCAUAAUAUUAAUAUUAUCAUAAAAGUUGCAGGAGGUUGCUGGAUGCGGACCACUUCCAAUAGGUUGAUCUGGAAAUCUUUGGGGGAGGCCCAUGUUCAGCAGUGGACAUCCUGUAGCUGAUGAUGAAUAUUUAUAGGAGGCAAGUGAGAAAGCACUGAUUAUUUUAAUCAUUGUCGUUUGUUUAUUUACUUAAGAAUUAGGAAUGGGAUACAAAAAGAUUGACAUAUUGAGAUUAAAAUAUUUUUAGACGAGGCCUGUAGAUUGUGAGAAUUAACUUGUUAACAAUAAGUAUUAGAUUUGUUGCUUUCAUUAACUAUCUUUGUGUUUAUAACUAGUGUUUAUAAAUGUGCAAUAUUGAUGUAGUAUUUUAAGUUAUUUGACUAUGCAUUUUUGGUGUGUAAUGUGUACAAGCAUUUUAUAAGGGUGUAGGUAUUCCUUUAUAGAAUACAUACAUAUAAAGGAUUUUCAAGUGAGCAUAAUAUGUAAAUUAUAUACAUAAGCAAACAAAGAGCAAGCUUAUAUCUCAUUUUAAUGCCACUGCCUAUGUAUUAAUUCAUAUACAUACCAAAAAUAAAUAGCAACAUAAAAAUAUAAUAAUACCUAUUUUGUAUUAAUAACUGUCUUUAUAAUAAUAAUUUUAGUGUGUAAUGGAAACAACAGAACAUAAGGACUAUAUAAGUAAUAGGUAUUAGUGUGUAAAAUGCUUAGCUAUAAAAAUAAUACUUUGUCUUCUGCCAGUGCAUUUAUUGUUAUUUAUACUUUUUCUAUUUUAUAUUUGGAGAAGGAAACGCAAAAAUAAGAAUACAAAGAAUACUUUCUGUGAAUGUAAUAACAGAAAAGUGGGUAUGUUGAUAUUUACUCACAUUUAAUUUUGUUCAUUCCCUGAGCAUUAAACAAUAUUAUUCUGCUUAUAAUUUCCUUAUUUCUGUGUUAUUUAAAGAAAUGGCUUAUAUUUUAAUGCAUUAAUAUUUCUGGUCUCUUUUCAACUUUGGUUAUAUAUUUAUCUUUAAGAAUUUUUAUUAUAAAUAUAAAUAUCUCAUAGUAUGUACUUACUCCAAAGAUCUAUCAAGUAAUAUGUUUUUAUCCUAAGAGCAGCACACUGUGAACUGGUUAUAUAUUAUUAGAUGAUCUUUUACUGAAAAUUGUGAUUAAAUUAAAAAAUGUUUUUUAUUAUUUUUUAUGAAUAAAUUGUUUCAAAGAUUGA